UGGAAAUAGUGAAGUAAUACUCAUGACAACAUACGAAUAUUGAUACGAUCAGAUGUAUUGUGCUGUAGUAGGCUCACUUAUCAUAUUCAUGACCUUUCCAUCCCAGAUAAGAGAUAUAGAGAUCCACAACCAAAAGAGAGCAUAGGCCUACAGUAAGAGGAACAGGCUAACCCUAAAAACUCAUAGUUCGUCCCAGAGCAGUUUGGGAUACUGGGGGUGUGGCCGGAGUCUUCAUUGAAGAUUUUGUAACGUUGUGACAACAUGACCACGUGUGUCAUCCGCGAAGGACAAGUUACAAAACAAAUCCAUAUGACAUUUGAAGUCGUGUGUGGUGAUAAUUUUCAACUGUUCGGUGUUCGGUGAAGUCUUACUACUAUGAAAGCUGAUACUACCUAACAACGUGUUUGGAACUGCUGGUUAAGCGAUGCACUUCGCCGAUUUCCUCGCAGGAUCUGUUGGAGGAGCCUGUGGGGUGGCAGUUGGUUACCCCUUCGACACAGUAAAAGUGAGGAUCCAGACCCAAAAGCAGUUCUCUGGAAUAUGGCAGUGUUUUGUAAAAACCUUGGAAAAAGAAGGGGUCCAUGGUUUCUUUAAGGGGAUGUCCCUGCCCGUCACCACUGUGUCCAUGACAUCCUCGGUGGUGUUCGGGACCUACAGGAACUGCCUGCAGUGCCUCAGUCAGUUCCACGGCCUCGGGGCCCCCAACACCAAGCUGGACGUCUUCCUGUCUGGACUGGCUGGGGGAGUGGCCCAGAUCUCAGUCAUGUCGCCGGGUGACAUUGUGAAGGUCCGUUUGCAGUGUCAGACGGAGUCCAUGCGUGGUGGUGGUGGUCGUGGUGGCACUAACCUGGCCAAGCCGAAAUACCGCGGCCCCGUCCACUGCCUGGUGUCCAUCGUGUGCAAGGACGGGCCACGGGGCCUGUAUAAGGGGGCCCUGCCACUGGCCCUCAGGGACGGCCCCUCCUUCGCCACCUACUUCCUCACCUACCAGACGCUGUGCGAGUGGCAGACGCCCGCCGGACAGAAGGAAACAGAGUGGACUGCUGUGCUGUUGGCGGGAGGGGUGGCUGGCAUGGCCGGCUGGUCGGUCGGCACGCCCAUGGAUGUCAUCAAAGCUCGCCUGCAGAUGGACGGUGCGCUGGAGCAGAAGAGGUACCGCGGCCUUGUCCACUGCGUGACGGAGACCGUGCGCGUGGAGGGUUCGACCGUGUUCUUCAAGAGCCUGGGCAUCAACUGCCUGCGCGCCUUCCCAGUCAACAUGGUGGUGUUCGCCGUGUACGAGCUUGCCGUCCGCGUCCUCCGCAAACCAGAGACAGUCACACACAUCUGACAUAGCCAGCACUAAUGCUGUGUGUGUCUGUGCUGUGUGGAUUAUCAGGUCAAUUAAUGCAUCUUUUAUAUACUUUAGCUGCUGGAAAAGCGCACAAAAUGAAAGAAAGGGACAUCAGUGUUUUAAAUGUGAGCAUGAAAGAGCUUUUACUGUCUGAGACUACCCAUGAGUUGUAUGCUAUAGGUACUCUGCUUCUUAAUUAAAUGCUGUAUCGUAUUUGGGGCAUCAUGUGGAAAUGUAGUGUAGUGGGGCAUCAUGGGAAAUGUAGUUUUUGUGCCCAUCCUCAGGAUGUAGGCAGAGGCUAAAGUCACCACAGGAGGGCACACUGGCUAAAGGUUUGAGUCUGGAACAAAGCCGACCCAGAAAAGGUCUUGAUCUGGCUCGGGUCUGGGGCUAGAGAGCAGCUGACUGGACCUUGUUAGCCGGUAAAAAAUAAUUAUGGGUCAAAUGGGGAGGGCCUAUAUAUACUCUAUAUACUAUGUAAUAUAUUUAUCUAAAAUGAUGAGGGGGGAGAGGAAGGUGAUAAAUGUAUACCUGGAUGUAUGUAUGAAUGUUUACAAUAUGUUGACUUUUGUCCUCAGUCGAAGAAAAGAAUAUUUUAUUUUGUUAAUGAAAGUAUUAAUUUGGUUUCUGUUAUUUAUUUGAAUCUCAUGCUGUUACAAGUUAAAGAAACUACUGUUUGAGCUUGUCUGCUGCCAGCUACUGAUGUGCCUAAGCACUUGUGGGGAUUAAUAUGGGCAUUAAUAAUGCAAUAAAUUAAAUCCAUCCAGA
This is a messenger RNA of Alosa alosa (allis shad), 2101 nucleotides long. It is a transcript of the gene slc25a47a, whose product is annotated as solute carrier family 25 member 47a. The transcript is spliced from 6 exons. NCBI's taxonomy places the organism in Eukaryota, Metazoa, Chordata, Actinopteri, Clupeiformes, Clupeidae. Gene Ontology annotation, cellular component: mitochondrion. Gene Ontology annotation, molecular function: transmembrane transporter activity. Bases 425 to 1330 code for a protein of 301 amino acids. The record is from RefSeq and is a predicted model, not a curated record. Gene Ontology annotation, biological process: transmembrane transport.